Fusarium graminearum PH-1 is the source of this 1827-nucleotide messenger RNA. RefSeq lists its product as uncharacterized. Gene Ontology annotation, biological process: DNA-templated transcription; regulation of DNA-templated transcription. NCBI's taxonomy places the organism in Eukaryota, Fungi, Ascomycota, Sordariomycetes, Hypocreales, Nectriaceae. Bases 1 to 1827 code for a protein of 608 amino acids. Gene Ontology annotation, molecular function: DNA-binding transcription factor activity, RNA polymerase II-specific; zinc ion binding; DNA binding. The transcript has 7 exons. The record is from RefSeq and is a predicted model, not a curated record.
AUGUAUGCUGUGUUUCUCUCAGAAGUCCGUGCUGAUAUAAACCAAUAUGCCGAUGCCAUAAUAAGAACUCUCCACAUUUCUCAUCAUGGAGGAAACACCAAUGGGCGAGUCCAUCAAGAUAUCAUAAAAUGUGAUCGAAAGCGCCCAUGCUCACGCUGCAUCAAGGCUGGCACAGAAUGUAUCCUCAGCGGCAGUGGGGAGAAGCAGCGACCUAUAUCAAAAGGCUAUGUUCAAGCUUUGGAAGGCCAAGUGGCGUCUCUCGAAUUACUUAUCCGCAAACUUGCUGUUGCUGACAGUGCAGAGAGGGACGACAUGUUAUCCGAGAUCGCACUCUCACCACCAACUUCACUAGACAUGUCACAAAAAGCAACAACUGACCAUUCAAAGUCCAACACAGACCCUAAAGUAGUUGCUGCGCAGACAUGCAUGGCCGCCUAUUUUCAGUACCAAUACCAGUUCCACAUGCUCAUCUACCGGGAAUACUUCCUGAGAGACUACGACGUGGGAUCAGGGAAAUACUACUCAGAUGCUCUGCUCUUCGCCAUCUGUUCUCUGGGCGCCAUGCAGCUCGACGAAUUUCGCUCAGUCUCCGACAUCUUUGCUCACCAAGCUCAGCAACUCAUCUACGCAGACCUCGAUAGCCCGGAGCUUACUACUCUUCAAGCACUAGCUCUACUGGGAUACCGAGAGAUUGGCGUAGGUCAUACUUCAAAGGGCUGGCUUUUCGCUGGCAUGGCCUUUCGUCUCGCGCACGAGAUGGGUCUUCAUCUCGACCCAAACAACUGGGAUGCCUCAAGCGAGGGGACUUCAAACCGUGACACGGAAAUCCUGAGACGAGUUUACUGGGCCAUCUUCAUCGCCGAUAAGCAAUUGAGUCUCUACUUUGGAAGACCGCCAGCUCUACACCCUAGCGAGUCAGAUGUGCGUAACACGAUAAGACUACAAUAUCCUCCAGACUGGGAGGGGUUGCUCGAUACGUAUAUCUGUAAAGGGGCUUCUGCGACAGAAUUUGAAGACGGAGUCGCUCUUGUUGGUUCUUUCAUCUACCAGGCCGAGCUAUGCAAGAUCGCCCACCUGAUGAUCACCGAUCUCUUUGAGAACCGUCGAGGUAACGUGGAUGCGACUGUCGCUGCUACCAGAUCGCGACAGAUACACGUGUCCCUCACAAAAUGGCUUUCAAGUCUACCUGGGACACUUCACUGGAACCAAUGGACCGUCGGCAUAGUGCAGCCAUCUGUGCUCCGUAUGCACAUGUUGUUUCAUACAAUCAUGAUUAUCCUGCACCGGCCACCUUCUCACCUAUACGAAAAGCAGGGCAUCGCCGAAAGUGAAGACGUAGAGAUUUGCUACGAGUCGCUGCAAGCUAUACUCCGUCUGAUGCGGACAUACUCGCGACAUUAUCGCUACCGCUCACUGCCACUCGACUUUGUACAGACCCUUUCCACCGCAGCAGGUACCAUUAUGAUGAAGAGAUUCUUCCAGGGUGCAUCAUGGGAAGACUCAGACAUUGCACGAUCCCUCUCGACUGUGAUUGAUGCAAUGGAGGAAGUCCAACAUACCUGGCCAUGUAUGGGCGAGAUCAAAGACUACGUUGUACGAGCACGUAACGCACAGGUCGUGGUGCCUCCCGAGGAUCCCCUCAUUGGACCUGAUCUCAUGAACGGUCUGGAAUUGGAUCAUAAUGUCACGGCAGAUCUCAUGGCGCAAUGGGGCGAGGAGCUGGGCACUCUUGUGACGGAUGAGUUUUUGAGUAUGCAGCUUCAGGGCUCCGAACAAGGUGUCAUGGCGCCAUUUGAUUUCAACCAGCCACCUUUGGGCCCUCAAUAG